Messenger RNA from Aspergillus puulaauensis, 1254 nucleotides. RefSeq lists its product as uncharacterized. NCBI's taxonomy places the organism in Eukaryota, Fungi, Ascomycota, Eurotiomycetes, Eurotiales, Aspergillaceae. The transcript is spliced from 3 exons. The record is from RefSeq and is a predicted model, not a curated record. Bases 1 to 1254 code for a protein of 417 amino acids.
AUGAGCAAUGAGGAUGUGAACCGCCGCCUCUCGUCUCUCCACAGACCCGUCUCACCUCCCCCAGUGCGCCCCGCAUCCGGCUCGCUGGCCGCCUUGGAAGCGGGGAAAGAAAGCGUGAAAGAUCCCCUGCAAACUGUCUCCGCACGUCUCCGCAAAUUCACUCGCAACACCACGCGUGACUGUACGAGUCUCUUGGAGUUACUCCAAAUCGACGACUGGAAAGCUCUCUACACCCGCAAUUCUCAUAACUCGGGCCGUCAUUUCGUCAUCCACCAGCAUGAUCACCCGGUUGCUGGCCCACACUAUGAUCUCCGGCUGCAGUUCUCAGAAUCCAGUUCCCUUAGUUGGAGUGUUAUGUACGGGCUCCCGGGGCACGCGAAUAGCAGGCGGCUGAAUCGCAAUGCGACAGAAACAAGAGUCCAUUCACUAUGGAACCACCUCAUCGAAACCGCCAGCCCAAAAACAGGCAGCAUGGUCAUCUGGGACACCGGCGAGUACGAAGUCCUCCCAGAAAAGCCGAAACGCAACGGCCGAUUAGAUACGGGACUCGAAACAGAAACAGAGGAAAGUGAAUCCGAGCCUGCUGCAGAGCGAGACAGUCUCGAGUCAGAGAGUGAGAAACUGCGGAAGGCGUUCCAAAAUCACAAAAUCCGUCUCCGCCUCCACGGAACCCGCCUUCCCAGAAAUUAUACCAUCUUCCUCCGACGCGACAAAACCGAUUUACGAUCCGCCCCAACACCAAAUUCCCUCGCGCGCAUGCCAAUAAAGCGGAAGCGGAGACGAGUCGCCGCAAAGGCCCAGCCAAGCAGCACCUCGAAUUCCGAAUCAGAUACAGGAAUCGCAGACUCAUCCUCAGGACAGAUUUCAGGAUCAGGGAAACGACGCAAAGAGAGCAACAACACAGAGCACUCCGACGCAGAGGGCGACAGCGCGACCGACUACCAAAUCCGGCUUAACAACGCGUAUCCCGGUGCGGUGAAUGACAUCGGCUCCAUACACCAGAGACGGUGGUUUAUCGUGCUAGAUCGUGCCGGGAGCGGGUUUAUUUCUGAGAAAGAUUCCACGGGCAAAAGACGUUGGGUACGUGGGGCUGAUAAACGGACCGGCGCGACAACCGGGUUCGACCCAUUUUACGUGCGUGGGCCCGAAGUGGAGAGGAGCAUUGUCACUGGGCGACUUGGAGGCGAUGUACUCAACGACGAAGGCGUAGAGGGAUUUGUGCCUAGACGAGGCUGGAAUCCCGUUCUCAACUGA